Messenger RNA from Python bivittatus (Burmese python), 4003 nucleotides. The record is from RefSeq and is a predicted model, not a curated record. Lineage: Eukaryota; Metazoa; Chordata; Lepidosauria; Squamata; Pythonidae.
UUACGCAAGCCCCUUCGCCACGACAAGGCAGUGAUCCAUGAAGGGGUCAGGGAGAGUACAAUAAGCAAAAAUCAUUAGUCAGAAUAAAACAAUUUAACAUUGAAGAAUCAUUUUGAAUUGAAGGUAAUUUUCCUUUCUGGUAGAUACGGUAGAUAAACAGUCCAAUUUUCACUUGGUACCAAAAGGGAGAAGGUAUCCAUAACUGGUGGUCCACUACUGAAAAGGCCCUUCUUUGCAUCUCCACAAAGUAUGAUGCUAGAGGAGAUGCUCCCCCACAACCACAAAGAACAAGCUGCCUCAAGUGUUGAUGUUCCAAAACAAUUUGACAUUAGAAUACAUUAGUACUAUGAAUAUGCACCUAAAAUGUAUUCACAGCUUAUACUGUAGAUACCUUACUUGAGGGCAGAGGCUACACUUUUAAUUUGCUGGCCUUGGAGGGUUCAAGGGAUAGUGAUAUGCUGAUGUCACCUGAGCAGGUAAGGCUGACUCAGGGGACUUUAAGCUUAAGGCACACAUUUCACCUUAAAACUCCCACAAUUUCACAAAGAAGGGCCUACAGUUUGGUUGCAGCCAUUCCAGGGCCACUUGUGGUUAUUCUGUAUUGCUGCUUUAAAACCUACAAAAUGUUUUCUAAUUUAUGUUCCCCAAAGCAGUUCUUACCUGCUGCGUACUCCAAGUCAGUCCUAAAACAACUGAAAUGACUGAUAUAGGGAAGUACCAGUACAUUGAUCAGUGUGCAUAGAUUUCCCCAUCCUGGAAAGUUGUGGGGUGUGCCACUCAUUGGCCUAAAGCAUAUUUGUUCACUGAAGCUCCAUGAGCCUUUGCUAAGAAAGAGGAACUUGAAAAACUCCAAAGGAAUGUAUCUGCUACUCUCAGACAGGACAAAAAUUGAACCCAGUUUCAAGACCUGAAAGCCACCAAGCAACAGAGCCUUCAUCUUGUGGGGAUUCAGUUGAACUUAACAGCCCUCAGCUAGACUCACAGAACAAGAGAGUUGGAAGGGGCCUCGAAGGUCUCCUCGUCCAACCCCCUGUCCAGGGCAGGAAUCCUCAGACCACCCCAGCAAAGCGCUGUUCAACUUUGGCUUGAAAACCUCUUGUGUUGGCACCCCCAUAGCUUCAGGAGGCAGGCUGUUCUAUUGCUUAAUAACUCUCGCAUUUUGUGUUUGGAUCUCCCUUUGAAAAGUUUCCACUUGUUGGUUCUUGACUUACCCUCAAGAGCUGCAGCGGAUAAGCCACACUCUUUCCCCUGCGAUAGUCCUAGUUUAUUAUACCUUCCAGGCCCCACCAAACUUGACUGAGAUGACAAGGAGCAAUAUAGUUCAUCCUUCAUCGUGUUGUUUCCAUGCACAGAGGGAUGUGGUACUGUAUACUUUUAUUGAGUGUUGAGCCUUCUCACAGGUCAGAAACAUCCAAGUGAAAAACAUACACAAUAAGUGGCCCUAUGGCACCCUCUGAAGUCUCCUGUGAUGUGCACUUAGAGGCAAGAUUGUAGAAUAGGGCACCUUAAGGCUUGCUUUUACUCUCCCCCUCCCCUCCCCUCCCCUCCCUAUGUGCAGAUGGAGAUACUACGAGCACGUACUAUGCAGUGGCAGUGGUGAAGCGAGCAACUUCUGAUGUCUUCACCAUCCACGAUCUACAGCAUAAAAGGUCCUGCCACACAGGCUAUGGGCAGAUGGCUGGCUGGAACAUACCUAUUGGCCUCCUGUUGCAAAAGGGACUCAUUCAGCCCCAGGAAUGCAACAUUCUCAAAGCGGUGAGUGGCUUUUUCUCUGCCAGCUGCGUUCCCACAGCCAAGAAUGAGGGCUACCCUGCCAACCUUUGUGAGCUCUGCAUUGGUGACAGCAAGGGGAAUUUCCGGUGCAAUGCCAGCAGCCAGGAAACUUACUAUGGGUACACGGGAGCCUUCAGAUGCUUAGCAGAGGGUCAUGGUGACGUGGCCUUUGUCAAGCACAGUUCGGUCUUUGAAAACACAGAUGGUCACAAUACUGAUGCCUGGGCCUCAACGCUUCAGUCUGGCGAUUUCCAGCUCUUGUGUCCGAAUGGUGCCCGUGCCGAAGUUGCCCAGUUUGCCAGGUGUCAUUGGGGCCAAGUGCCUCCUCGUGCCAUCAUGGUCCACCCAGACACGAAUGCACUGGUUGUGUAUGGGCUUCUGGAUAAGGCUCAGGAUUUCUUUGGCGAUGACAACAACGGGAAUGGAUUUAAAAUGUUCAGCUCGGCAGACUUCCAAAAGCAGGACUUAAUCUUCAAGGAUUCCACUGUUGCAAUUGUGCCAGUGAGGGAGAGAAGAACAUUCAAGUCCUGGCUGGGGCAACCAUUCCUGGACUCUUUGGAAGGUCUGGAAUCCUCCCAAUGCUCGAGAGCUGCAACCAAGUCUGUGAAUGUUAUUCUCCUACUGACAAUUCUGACUCUCGCAACAAUUUCCUCUUCAUGAUCCACAACUCAGAUGAAACAAUAUACAAUGCAAUCGCAAGAUGCAAUACUUUAGGCAAUCAUCAUGAAAUCAAUCGACGAUUGUAUAAUAUUUGACUUCCCUUCCUCACCAGCCUGCAUACUGCGGCAUUCUAUGGAUGAAUUGAUAAGCCAGAUCUUUUUAACCAUGGUGUGUUGAGCAAAUCGCAAUGACCUUCUUUGCACAUAAUGCUGAGACAUAACGGGUGGACUUGCACAUCAUAUAAAAUCAAAAGCAAUCAAGCCAUGUUAUGUGGUAGUGUUGUGUGUGAGUAAGGGCCUUCCCUAAACUUGCCUCAUCAUUCAACCUGCCCUACUCGGGAGACAGGGCCGUUCUUUUUUGGCAAGUGUCAUCAGCUGUGCCGAUCUGGAGUACAGUAAGAAAGCCAAAGAGGCAUUCUUGGUUGAACUUACGUAUACUGGCUUACAUUUGCUUGAAGAGAUUCAUUACGGUAUGCAAUUCUUUUUGCUCUAGAACACAACUACUAUUGUGUAUGUCAAGUGACAUGAGAUUCUUGUUGUGGAUUAUAAAGCAUGAAGAAUACAAAGAGAAGAUAUGCCAGCAUAGAUGAUCUUCCUGCCAUUUCUUUGGCAACAAACGUGGACAGCCACAAAGCUUUCUACCAAAGAUGGUGGUGGGAAAUGUUCACCACCUGCAGGAUCCCACUUCAGUAGACAAAGCAUACGGAUUGCAGGAUUCAGAUGACUCUCCUCCAUUGAUAUAUGCAUGCUGUUUUUGAUGUGGCAUGUUCCAUAAAGCCUUACCUGCUCACAGGAGUUCCACAAGCCUCAGUGUAUUUUGCAGAUUGGAGUUAGGAAUGUUUUUAAAUAAAAAACGUACUGUUUUAUAUAUAGCAAAAGAAAAAGAAAAAUAACCGACAAGAAAUUAAAUAUGAAAACAGAAAAAGAUAAGUUGAGAAAAUAAAACAGAAAAAAAGAAAAGCUCUGCAUAUGUACAAUGGAACUGAGUCAGUUGGAGCCAGGCAGUAUCCAGAGAGAACAAAACAAACAAACAAGUCAUAUUUUAAAUAACAAAUUAAACCUUGAUGACAUAGAAUCAGGUUUUCCAUAGUACUGGUUAGAAGCUCAAUUCAUAUACAGAAGGGGUAUAACAUGUCUUCCAUCCUGUUUUUGAGCUGCGUGUACUAGUCUUUCCACCAGAGUAAAACAAUUUUCCUAAUUCCUGACCACACACACUCAAUUCUCCAUUCUUUGAUAGUUUCUAAAUUUUCAGAAUACCAUUUAGCAUCACAUUCCCAUCUUUGAGCCUUAUUUUCUUUCUCAGCACCCUAUUUUCAAUCUUAUGUAUAUUAUAUCAAAACAGCAUCACUGUAAAACAAGUUCCAAAUUAUGUCCCUUCAGAUUCUAUUACACCUCCAACAGAGGCUGAAAUCUAACCUUUGUUCUACAUGCUCAAGAGCAUCCAACAGACUAAAAAUAUUUAAGUAUAUUAUUUAAAUAUUUAUUCAGUAUUUAAUUGAAUUACUCUCAUUAUUCCAAACUAUCUGUAAGUCUCACAUAUCAAUGGUAAAUAAAAGCUUUCUCUAACAAUA